Camelina sativa (false flax) is the source of this 3686-nucleotide messenger RNA. The record is from RefSeq and is a predicted model, not a curated record. NCBI's taxonomy places the organism in Eukaryota, Viridiplantae, Streptophyta, Magnoliopsida, Brassicales, Brassicaceae.
UUAUAAAUAUUCACGUUUUAAAAAGCAAUAAAGUUUGCAAAUUGAGGAGGUGGUCUCUUACUAUUCAAUUUUAUUCUUGGUCAUCACGUUUAGUUGACCUUUUUCAUUUAAAACUAGUGACAAAAUAAAUAAAAAUAAAAAUAAAAAUGUAAGAAUUCCCAAACCAAAUUGAGACUCUGGCCAUUCGACAGCUAUAUAUAAUACCCCUUGUUUCCUCUUUUGGCCAGAACUAUAGAUAUAUCAUCAGAGCCAACUCUGAGAAUUAGGGUGUGGUUCUCGAUCAAUCGAAAUCACAGAUCUCUCGUUACGUUACAAUCCCAGUCUCGUUGAAUCUAUUCUCGUGUAAUUCGAUGGAGAGCAGCAAUGAUCUGGAGAAGAAGACCCAUGAAUCCGCGGAAGAUAUGAAUUCGGAAGAUCAGGUACGAACGUCAUCAUCAUCAGAUGAGAAUCUGAAUAAACAUAGGGAAGAAGAAGAAGAAGGGUUUAUGUCGGUGGAGAAGAUCUCUCGCCUUCCUGUUUCUAUAAAAUUCAAUAUACCCAAAAAAAUCUCUACAAGGAAGAGAAGAAAAUCUGAACAAGAAGAUGAUGAUGAUCCUAAAGGCGAGGAGAAGAAAGCGAAACUGAGUUUUGGGGACAAGGUUUUGAGUAGCUAUGAGAUUGAGAUCUUGAGGAAUGCCUCGAGACGAGGGUAUCUCAAGGAUCGAGAGAAGAAGAUGGUGGAGGCGUUAAGGGCUGAGAUCGAAGACGAGAUCAUGUUGUUUCAUGGUCUGAAGCUUACUGAGAGAGAAGUAAUUGACUUUAGGUUUAAGAGAGACUUGUAUGAGUUGUUGAAGAAAACAGAGUAUGAUGACGAUGUUGAAGGGUAUAGGAUUCCAGAUGCUUAUGAUCGUGAAGGGUGUAUUGAUCAGAAGAAGAGAUUUGCUGUAGCGGAGCAGCGUUAUAGUGAGAGGAAGAGCGGGAGAGGUGUUACGGAGCAAGAAGCUUGGGAGGAUCAUCAGGCUCAGAAGGCGAGAGUGAGCUUUGGUGCAAAGGAUAAGCAGAAAGUUGUUGAUGGGUAUGAGUUUGUGUUUGAUGAUUUAACAGGUUUGGUUGAGGAAUCUUGUGAGGCGGAAACUGCGAAACACCGAGGUUGUAGCUCGAAGACUGUUGCGGAGAAGGCUAGGGAAGAGAGGGAGUUUCUUCCGAUUCAUGGGUACCGUGAUGAACUGCUGAAACUCAUUGCAAAAAACCAGGUUCUUGUGAUUGUUGGUGAAACAGGAUCGGGCAAGACUACGCAGAUACCGCAGUAUCUUCAAGAAGCUGGUUACACAAAGCGUGGAAAGAUCGGUUGUACUCAGCCUAGGAGAGUUGCUGCUAUGAGCGUUGCUUCCCGAGUGGCUCAAGAGGUUGGUGUGAAACUAGGACAUGAGGUUGGGUAUUCCAUUAGAUUCGAAGACUGUACUUCAGAUAAAACAGUUAUCAAGUACAUGACUGAUGGGAUGCUGUUGCGAGAGCUGCUCACAGAACCGAAACUUGAUAGCUAUAGUGUCAUCAUAAUUGAUGAGGCGCACGAAAGAACGCUUUCCACUGAUAUUUUGUUUGCGUUAGUCAAGGAUGUAGCAAAGGUUAGGCCUGACCUGAGGUUAAUCAUCUCAAGUGCAACGCUUGAAGCUAAAAAGUUCUCUGAAUACUUUGAUUCGGCUCGGAUUUACCUAAUCCCAGGAAGAAGAUAUCCAGUUGAGAAGCUAUACAGAAGAUGGCCUGACGCUGACUACUUGGAGACAGUAAUACGUACUGUGUUUCAGAUCCAUCAGACUGAGCCGACUGGAGACGUUUUGGUUUUCCUCACCGGUCAAGAAGAGAUUGAAAGAGCAGAAACAAAUUUGAAGGGAAGGAUGAUGGAUUUGGGUACAAAGAGCUCUGAGAUCAUUAUCUGUCCUAUCUACUCAAAUCUCCCGACCGAACUGCAGGCAAAAGUGUUUGAACCAGCUCCUAAAGGGUCUCGGAAAGUUGUCCUGGCAACGAAUAUUGCUGAAACAUCGUUAACCAUUGAAGGGAUUAGGUACGUGAUUGAUCCGGGAUAUUGUAAGAUCAACUCAUACAACCCGAGAACUGGAAUGGAGUCACUUCUUGUAAGUCCUAUUUCCAAGGCCUCUGCAGAGCAACGAGCUGGUCGGUCCGGAAGAACUGGUCCUGGGAAAUGUUUCCGGCUGUACGACGUCAAGAAUUUGGAGCCCACCACAAUACCAGAAAUCCAAAGGGCUAACCUUGCAAGUGUUGUGCUUACUUUGAAGAGUCUUGGUAUUCAUGAUGUGUUAAAUUUUGAUUUCAUGGAUCCUCCACCAGAGACCGCUCUUUUGAAGGCUUUCGAGUUGCUCUAUGCUCUGGGUGCUUUGGAUGGAAAGGGUGAGAUUACUAAGGUAGGAGAAAGAAUGGUUGAGUUUCCAGUUGAUCCGAUGCUAUCAAAGAUGAUUGUUGGUUCGGAAAAGUACAAGUGCUCGAAAGAGAUAAUCACGAUAGCCGCCAUGUUGUCUGUAGGGAACUCAGUCUUUUAUCGACCAAAGAACCAGCAACUUCUCGCCGACAAUGCUCGGAUGAACUUCUAUGUAGAUACAGAGAAUGUUGGCGACCACAUUGCUUUGUUAAGGGUUUACAAUUCCUGGAAGGAAACAAACUACUCGACUCAAUGGUGCUACGAGAACUUCAUUCAGAGCAAGAGUAUGAAAAGAGCUAGAGAUAUACGUGACCAGCUACUUGGACUUCUAAACAAGAUUGGAAUAGAACUUACUUCCAACCCGAAUGAUUUUGAUGCAAUAAAGAAAGCCAUCUUGGCCGGAUUCUUCCCACAUUCUGCAAAGUUACAAAAGAAUGGAUCGUACAGAAGAGUGAAAGAACCUCAGACAGUUUAUGUACAUCCUAACUCAGGCUUAUUUGGGGCAUCACCUAGUAAGUGGUUGGUGUAUCAUGAACUAGUACUUACUACCAAGGAAUAUAUGAGGCAUGCAACCGAGAUGAAACCCGAGUGGCUAAUUGAAAUAGCUCCUCAUUACUACAAGCUUAAAGACAUUGAAGACAGUCGGCCAAAGAAAUCACAGAGAAGCAGCGAAAGAGCCUCGACGUCGAAGGUUGAUACUAACAAGAAAACCCGGACAUCGAAGAAGGUUGAUACUAACAAGAAAACCCAGACAUCGAAGAAGGUUGAUGCUAACAAGAAAACAAAGAGGUAACAAAACUUAAGUCAUUUCUCUUUACUAUUUCUGAAGGAAGUUAAAACAAUUGUGAUACUAGAGUACUGUUUCAUCCAUUAUCUGUGAAAGAUACUUAUAUGUUUAGUCAACAUCAGUUUUUCUAUCAUUACUAAUUACUGUUCCUUUCCUUCUUAUAAACGCAUGAUUCUGAGUUAUUUCGAGUAUUUACUGGCGACUAUAGACAACUGAUAAGAAAGGGGAAAAUCAAGAAUUCAAUAGUGACAGAGAAACUCACCGGGAUUUUCACGGGGAAGAUGUCAGGAUUUUCACGGGUGCCGUGGGGAAACACCUGGACAUUCUUCUGUUUCAAGAGAUGUGUUGGUAACCUCAACAGCAGUGACUCGAUGGAGAAGAUUCCGGAUGCUAUCCACCCAUGUCUGCUUAUCAGCCUUGCUCUUGCACUUGAACUUUGUUAGACCUUUCCCAGUACUGAUUCCGAAAUAGAGCUCUUCUUCUUCU